Messenger RNA from Linnemannia hyalina, 588 nucleotides. The record is from the annotation of a GenBank genome assembly. NCBI's taxonomy places the organism in Eukaryota, Fungi, Mortierellomycota, Mortierellomycetes, Mortierellales, Mortierellaceae.
AUGCGCAACAAUAACAGCACUCGUCUAGUCAGCAUCACAACCCUCUCGGCCAGCAAGGAAUGUUGCGACAUCUGCGACAAGGUCAAAGGAAGCUCGACAACAGGAUCUUCCCCCACAUUGUUCAAUGCCGCCAACAAGCCUGUUCGUCCGAAAUCAAUGUCAACUUCAGCAACACGCCCAAAACACGUUCACCGCACAAAGGACCGGCAGGAGGAGGCCGAGAAGCGGAUUCUCGAGUGGAAGAGCGACGAGUUGACCCGUGGUAAAGCCGAGUCUGAGAUAUACAACAGUGACUCUAUCAUGAAUAUGAAAGCAGUUGCGAAAUUUGCAGCAAAAUUUGGCAGUGUCCAAUGCCAUGGUACCGUUUCAUCCCUUUUCGAUGGUCGCUGGCAAGAGUCAAGUUCGGGUGGACAACAUCGACUCGAGGAGAUCCUUAUCAACUACAACCAGGAUAUCAACAGCUCUGAAGCCGUGAAAUCCAAAAAGAGGCAACGAGUCAGCUCACAACAACACGAAGAACCUUUGUCCAACCAUUCUCAAGAUCAGCAACAGGAUCCUUCUCAGGGUCGACUUUCAAACAUCUCGUAA